CGUAGGUAGCUAAAGGUAUUUAAAUGCCAGUGUCACAGUGUCUGCUCAUCCUCUGCUCAGUCUGCUCACACAGGUAUCAGAAGAAUGCUUUCCCUCCUGUUCUUCGUCGGGCUCUUUGCCAGCUGCCUGGUAAAACCCAACACGGCCAUCUACUCCUUCUCUGGUUCCAUUGGUGGUGGUGGGAUUCCCUUUGCCUCAUCAGGAAAUGGAAGGGUCACAGGGAUCAGGGUCUGGGAAAUCCCAUCUCAAUACAUCACUGGUAUCCAGCUGCGCCAUCAAUACAUUUGGUCUAAAGUAUUUGGACGGGCAUAUGGCCCAAUGAAUGAGAUGUCACUUUUUGAUGGAGAGGCCGUUGUUCAGGUCUCUGGUAAAUACCACAGCAAUUACAUCUAUCAGCUGAUAUUCGUAACCUCCAGAGGGCGAUCUCUGAGCGCUGGCCAGCCUUAUCAGAAAUCAUUCAACUUCUACCCGACUCACCCAGAAUCAGAGCUGCGAAUGCUGAGCGGCCGACAUAACGGCUAUGGGAUUACUUCACUGGGAGCUCACUGGGCAUCUGGGUUCAAUAGCACUAGCGCAUAAUGAAUGAGUUCAAAGCUGAGUAGUGGUGUACUAAGGAUUGGUUUGAUGGAAUAAUCAAAACUUGUCACUGAUCAACCUGUAAAUAAGUGACCAACAUGUGUUGACAAAUGUGCACUGGGUAAUUUCACACCACUUUUGGAGCAAUACCUUUGACAAUUGUAUAUGAAACAUUGUUUUAUCAGUUAAAAAACAAAGAUUUAAUGGUGAAGGCUCUAUAUUAACUCAUGCUGUGACUCUGUGGUGCAUUCAUACUAAACAUGCACAUAUCAGUCUAUAUACUUUCUUAUGUAUCACAUAAAGGGGCAUUUAUUAAAAGCACUUUGCCCAUCUGUUUCCCUGAAGGAAACAAACCAGAAAUGUAUCUCACUUUUAAUCAAAAUCAUAUAUAUUUGGAGAAUAUAUAUUCACGGCCUGACCUCUGUCUGCGUUGCAGCUUUUCCUCAGAAUGUUUUCAAUGUCUCUUCAUUUGCUCAACACUAGAAAGUAGAUUAAAUGAUCUAAAACAUAAACUACUCGAAACGAAACGUUCUAUCUGCUACUUAACCAUUUGUGUGGCUGAUUCUGAAUGGGGGUGAAUCUGUUCAUGAGGCCACCAUUUGUUUGUUUGGUCAGUUAUGGUUAUCUCUGCCAAGGAAGUUUUUGUUUGUCUGUUAGCAGGAUGGUACAAAAAAUACUGAACGGAAAUCCCACAACACAUUUGAACUUUGCCAGAUCUAGCACUUCAGAAAAACUGACUCUGUUUGUCCAGCACACAUACACAAUAUUUAAUUCGUUUUAAAGGUCUUAUUCUUUUGUUCCACACAAGAGCACUGAUGAGUGUAGAUGACUUCAGUGUGACACCACUAAGCACAAACAACCACAUACAUUUUGAAAGCAGCUUUUUGUUUCAUCUUUAAAUUGACUUAUGUCUUCAAUAAACUUAUCUGAACUACCUGUCAAA
Molecule: messenger RNA, 1519 nt
Organism: Hippoglossus stenolepis (Pacific halibut)
Lineage: Eukaryota; Metazoa; Chordata; Actinopteri; Pleuronectiformes; Pleuronectidae
Product: zymogen granule membrane protein 16
Exons: 6
Coding region: 85-579 (164 amino acids)
Source: RefSeq, a predicted model, not a curated record